AAUUAUUCAUAUCUAGCCCCUUCAAAACUUUGGCUCACUUCGCCACUGAUUUGUUUCAUCACACUUCUAUGCAAAUACUUACGCCUAUAGAAUAGAAUACAUUAUAUCCUACAUAGAGUAAAUCAUGUAUAGUACUAUUGGUUCAAGUAGCAUCAUGUGACCGAAUAUAUUUCAACUCUGACGUCAUACCUCGAUAUAUUUUUGGAUACUAGUAUAUCGAGGUCUGACAUCAUUAUUUCACAAAACUGGAUCUAGCUAAACUCUCAGGCACACCGGCCAGCGCGCUCUCUCUCCCGGCAAGUCCAGCGAUGUGUCGGCACAGGCACUGAUCUGCGUUCUGCUGAGCACGAUGGCUCAGAGAAAAAUUCCCAUUCAGCCGUUGGACUGAACUGGUACUGUAACACAGUAUGGAUGGUCAAUAUGAAGCAAGCUUCAUCGAAUUCCUCCAAGAGCUCUGAACUCUGUUCUGAUCAUUUUGAAGAUGCUUGCUUUGACAGGACUGGGCAAACGAUUCGUCUAAGACAGGAUGCUGUCCCAACCACAUUUAAUUUGCCGCCUCGUCAUCAGAAGAAUGCACACAAACCAGGGAAACCCUCGAAAGAAAGUCAUUUAGAUUCAGCAAGCAACCUCCCAGAUACUGCAAAGACACCUGUACCAAAGUCUUCAGCACCUUCCCUGGGACUACUACUCAAUGCCAAAAAUCUAAGAGGGAUGGAGACCAGCAGCAUGGCAGCAGGAGCUAAUGUUGGUCGUGAUGAGGCAUAUACCACCAUCAACAAUGCUGCAAUUGCAGUCACCACCACCAAGUCUGCUUCUGUCACUGCCAUCACCAUUGCCACCGCCAUUACCAAGACCACUCCUGACACAAAGCCCCCAAGUCCUCAACUGACCAGAUAUUGCAGCUGGAGAAGGAUAUACCAGGAACUUCAAAGCCAGGGCUUGCCAGUCUCCUACAAUAAGAAAAAUGCCAUGGGCCCAUCUAAUGAACUAGUAGUAGAAUAUUUGGCCACAGUUGUAGAAAUGCAGAGACUAACAUACUGCCACAGGUGAGGUUUUGUCCACAGUUCCAGAAGGACACAAAAUAGUAUCAGAAAGUCAUGCCAGAAUCAACAACUGAAGGGUUUGAAGAGCCAGAUAAAGAGCCGAGAAAUGUGAUUUUAAAGGUACUUCAAUCACAUGCACAGUAGGAGCAAAAACAGCAGCAAACACACAGGAGAUGUAACACUACAUUGACCAACAGCAACAACUACAGCAGCAUCAACAAUUUCUGCAGGAGAUGCAAAAACCACACUGGCAACCUCAACAACAUCAAGGUGUCCAACAAGCACUCCGGGAACGUUAACAGCAACCACAGCUUCAGCUGGAGUUUCAACAAA
Lytechinus variegatus (green sea urchin) is the source of this 1376-nucleotide messenger RNA. Its product is annotated as THAP domain-containing protein 5-like. Lineage: Eukaryota; Metazoa; Echinodermata; Echinoidea; Temnopleuroida; Toxopneustidae. The record is from RefSeq and is a predicted model, not a curated record. The transcript has 6 exons. Bases 412 to 1050 code for a protein of 212 amino acids.